Messenger RNA from Pyrenophora tritici-repentis Pt-1C-BFP, 1655 nucleotides. The record is from RefSeq and is a predicted model, not a curated record. Lineage: Eukaryota; Fungi; Ascomycota; Dothideomycetes; Pleosporales; Pleosporaceae.
ACCCACACUCUUUAUAUUCCAGCACUAUCCCUUCUUCCUGUAUCAUUCAUUCUACAGGCUUGAGGUCUUAACAGUCAUUCAUUCAUUGCACCCUUCACAAAGACAUCCUUGUCUUUAACAGUCAUUUCGACCGACCUUCUUUGUCACCACGACAACUCACAACGCUCACUUGAACUGCUAGCCGGUUCACCAGUCAACUUAAAGACCUCACCAAAUCCAAGCUCUCUAGCACUUUUCAUCACAAUCAACCCGUCAAAAUGAAGACUUCCGCCGUUAUCGCUUCCCUCCUCUUCGGCUCUGUAGCCGUUGCCGCACCUUUCGACAGACGCGCCCUCGUCUACAAGUACGAGACCGUCGUAGAGACUGUUAUUGUCUAUACUACAGUCUACGGCGAUGUGCCAACUUCUACGUCUGCCAGCCCUGCUGCAUCCACCUCUUCGGCCGCUGCCACCACCACCACCACCACCGGUGCCGGCGAGUUCUACCAACAGCCUAAGCCAGCCAGCUCUCCUCCAGCCAAGGCCGUUUCCUCUGCAUCUGCUCCCCCGGCCUACACUCCUCCGGCCUACACUCCUCCUGUCGAGACUCCUGUUGUCGAGACUCCCACUUCCACCAGCACUCCCACUCCUACCCCGACUCCUGCUCCUGCGCCUGAGACUUCCGCAGAGCCCGCACCUGCACCUGCCCCGACACCAAGCCCUGUCGAGGCUCCUGCCCCUCCUGCCUACACUCCUUCUCCAGCGCCAGCUCCUUCACCUUCCCCAGCUCCUGCCCCGGCUCCUGCGCCUGCUCCUGCUCCAGCACCUGAAGCAAGCCCUGAGGCCCCCGCACCAGCCUACUCCGCUCCCGCCCAGUCAAACUCUUAUGCCUCCGGUAUGUCUGCCGGCAGCUUGUUCAACGAUGUCGACAUCACUGUCUACGACAACACUGGUGCAGCAGGUGCUUGCGGUGAGGCCCUUUACGACGACGACGUUGUUGUUGCCAUCGCUCAGGGUGCCUGGAACGAGAUGGGUGGCUCUACCUACAACAGCCAGACCGGCGCUGCCACCAACCCAUGGUGCGGAAAGAAGGUCAAGGUCAACUACAACGGCGGAUCUGUCGUCGCUACCAUCAUGGACCUCUGCCCCGGCUGCAAGGGAACCUACGACGUCGACCUUUCCCGUGGCGCCUGGAAGGCACUUGGCAUCGAGGAGACCACCCGCCUCAAGGCUUCAUGGACUCUUCUCUAAGCGCUCCCUUCAACCUCUCAACGCUAUGAUACAUAUACCCAAGAUCUCCUAUCUAGCUAGCGCAGGCCGGGUCAGCGCUUUGCACGACCAAGUUACGACAUGUUUUCUUUCGCAUCAGGCAGGACCGGUGAAUGGAGUCAUCAAACAUUACAUACACGCCCUCAAGAGUUGCAUUGUUUGUGGGCUCUCUGCUUUUUGGAAUUUGGUCCUCGCUCUGGAGGGCUGGUUCUCUUUUCUCUUCUUGUCACUCGUUGACCAUUAUGCUACCGUGUACGCACCGGGCAUUUGGUCUUACCAUUCUACUUCACACUUCAUUGUACAGAUACCUAGGGUUGGUGUAUGGGUUCACCUACCGCGAUACCCAUGUGCCAGGGAAAUGGACACGGAUAGUUAGCUGAAGAAAAUACAUUAUGCACUGCAAAUAUC